Messenger RNA from Linum trigynum, 246 nucleotides. The record is from the annotation of a GenBank genome assembly. NCBI's taxonomy places the organism in Eukaryota, Viridiplantae, Streptophyta, Magnoliopsida, Malpighiales, Linaceae.
AUGCCGCUAGCCGGCGGGGGGCCACCCGCCAACUCGCUAGAAAACCUCACCGGCCAACGCAGACCUCCCUCUGCGUCAUCGUCUCCGAAUCCCAAGGGCGACCGGGAGGCCCAGCAAAGCAAGAAAAGAGUCAAACAAACAGUUCAAGGAGUGCAUAUUGAGAGUGACUCGGAUGUCAUUCUGGAGGACGCGGCGACGACGGAAGAACAACGCACGCGUUCAGGUACCCCGCCGCCGUCAGUCUAG